UCCUCUCUCUCUCUCUCUCUCCCCUUCGCUCUCCCUCAUCUCAUUGUUUCAGAGUAGGCCAAAUUUGAAGUCCUUCCCAGGGAGUGGCCCUGUUCAUCUUAUUCUCCAGCCAAAGCAGGAACAGCGUGAGAAGGAGAGAGACACUUUCAGCAGCCAAAGGACUCGGUGGAAAGAGCAGAGGACCAUAGACAAUAUGCUGCUCUCAGGACCCAAGGCGCUGCUGUUUCUCACUGCACUCAUCAUCCCCUGCGACUGGACACCCCUAGGGGUCAAUGGUCAACGAGGAGACGAUGUGACUCAAGUGACGCAAGAAACCUUCACAGAGGAUCCCAAUCUGGUGAAUGAUCCUUCGACGGAUGAAACAGUUCUGGCUGAUAUCACGCCUUCCACAGAUGACCUGGCCUCGCCCAAUGAUAAAAAUGCCACUGCAGAGUGCCGGGAUGAGAAAUUUGCUUGCACAAGACUCUAUUCUGUGCAUCGGCCAGUCAAGCAAUGCGUUCAUCAGUUAUGUUUCACCAGUUUACGACGGAUGUACAUCAUCAACAAUGAGAUCUGCUCCCGUCUUGUCUGUAAAGAACACGAAGCUAUGAAAGAUGAACUUUGCCGUCAGAUGGCUGGUCUACCCCCAAGGCGACUCCGUCGUUCCAACUACUUCCGACUUCCUCCCUGUGACAAUGUGAAUCUGCAGAGACCCAGUGGUCUCUGAUCAUCAAGGAAGAGGAAAGAAGAAUGUGUGGAUGGGAGGAAGAGAAUGCUCUAAGAAUAGGGAACUCCUUGUCCAACCAUUUUCAGCUAACCCAUAGACAUUAGCAUUUCUUAAACCAAUUGCUUUGCAUGUCUAGCUUUUGCCCCUACUCCCUGAUUUUUCACCCUGACUAAUUAACAUUUAUGUCAUUUUUCAAUACAUAAAAUAUAAAGUCUAUAUUAUUGCAUGGUUUGGGUGCUCCCCAAUAUCAUAGACAUGGUAGAUAAAUGAUGACCAUGUGACUCAUAUACAAACAUUCUACAUACAAUUUCAAGGGAACAUAAACUUUAGGUUAGUAAUAUUUACUAUUAAAUCUGUCUGAGAAAGAUCUUAGAGUGAAAGAAGCUAUCAUUGUCUAUUUUCACUAGUCAUACAACUUCAUUUAUUCUGCUUUCAAGAGUUUCCUAGAUUAACACCCCAUUCAUCUACAUGGUCCUCUUUACUCUUAUUUUAACUGUUUUGCUGAUUGUCCUAACAUUUGCCUGGCAAUUCCUCUUUAUGAGAAGAAUCACAGUAAUUUCUGUAGUCCUAGGAAAUUUUCCAGAGCCAAGAGUUAUACAAUCCUACUAGCAACAUAUAAAGACCCAAAAUGUUGUCUUUUACUAAGCUCAGAGGCUGAGGCUAGAGGAGCACACCAGGUAUAGAACUUGGACUCAUGAUUCCACAUUCAAUUUUUCAUGCAGUUGUCCAAUCGGCAGAUAGUGCUGGAAAGUAAGUCUCAUGUAUUUACUUAGCCCACCUCCACACAUUAAUUAGACAACUUAAUGUGAAAUCAUAUCAUUGGUCUGAGCUUCCUUGAGUUGUUGCUACUUCUUUCAUCCUCAUCACUUACCAAAAUCUAUAGAGAUUAUUGUGCAAAUGCAUUCUAGAAUAGCCUGAUUUGGGGCCUUAAGAAGGGCAUUCAGACCUGAACUUCAAUAGGAAGGCACGAAGUUUACCCAAUGGUUUCUAGGAAAGAGUAAAAGAAACACGAUAUUCAGUCAAACCACAUUGUUAUCUGGCUCUAGCAGUAACCAGGUAGCCUCAAAUAAGUCAUGUUCCCUCGGCAGGCCCUGGUUUAAUGUCCCUAUCUUUAACAUGAGAAAGUUAAAUUUAUGUAAGUUCUAAGGUUUCUUUUAAUUAUAUGAUUCUCAAGAUUUGAAUGCAUUAGUCUUGUUUCUUGAAACCUAGACGUAGUCUAAUUCACAACAACCACGUCUGCUUUAUAAGGUGGGAAAUACCCUCCAUUAGGACAGCAGGCCACAAUGUCAUAGAACAAAAUCCCAUUAUAAGUGACAAAUUAUAUAUUAUGAGCCCUUCCAUCUGAAUAACUCAGUAACUUUCUACAAAGCCAAUGAAAUUCAAGUGAGAACCAGGGGACUCUGAGACAACAAGUUACCUGAGAGAAUUCCACUCUGCAGGGAUGGAUUCCUUUCGUAUUGCUGAGAAGACUACCUAAAUGACGAUCAGGCUCUUGCUGUUAAGAAGCAAUUUAAUUUAAUGGAUUUGCACAACUGAAUAAAGAGAAAUGCUAGGAAAAGCCCCAAAGCAUGUCAUCUCUGCUCCGUAGUCUCUAGAAGUAAAUGUACUCAUACCUAGAAAGACAUAUUAAGUGGAUAUUGUAGCUACUGUAGAGAAAUCUCAUAGGCACAGAGUUUCCAAGAAUCUCUUCGUGAACUUGACCCUCCUACUGCAUGUUGAAUGAGAGGUGGCAUUUCCACCAGAAAGCACCUCAAUCCCAGUAUUGUGUAUGUUGCAAAUUAAACAUUUUAAAAUAA
Equus caballus (horse) is the source of this 2502-nucleotide messenger RNA. It is a transcript of the gene MFAP5, whose product is annotated as microfibril associated protein 5. Gene Ontology annotation, cellular component: microfibril. Gene Ontology annotation, biological process: embryonic eye morphogenesis. The record is from RefSeq and is a predicted model, not a curated record. NCBI's taxonomy places the organism in Eukaryota, Metazoa, Chordata, Mammalia, Perissodactyla, Equidae.